Molecule: messenger RNA, 1366 nt
Organism: Rosa rugosa (rugosa rose)
Lineage: Eukaryota; Viridiplantae; Streptophyta; Magnoliopsida; Rosales; Rosaceae
Exons: 7
Coding region: 618-1025 (135 amino acids)
Source: RefSeq, a predicted model, not a curated record
GUGUGAGUCGUUGUCCGAAUUAAUGUAGGCCGGGCAUGAAACACUUUCAGAAAAGAAAAUAACGAAGAACUCAAACCUCCUCACUCUCUCUCUCGACAUAGACCUAAAACCAAAACCCGAAUCUCCUCACUCUCCCGACAGCGUCUCCCCAAAACCAAAACCAAAACCAAAACCUACACUUGAAGUCCAUCGGAUCCAAGACCUUUGUUCUACAGUCUACACCGACACCAAAUUCAUCGGAUCCAAAACCAAAUCAGUAGACCUCGCUCCUCUCUCCCUCUUAUCUUCUACACCUAUACCCCAAAUCCAUCUCUCCAACAACCAAAUCAGUUUCCACAUCAAACUAAUCUGAGAGGAGCCUCUCCGGCGUCAAAGAUGACGUCGUCACCGGCAGCCAAACUCCCUUGGCUUAAAUCGAGCCUUCACUUUCCAGCACCAAUGGUAAGAGGACCAAGAGGGAGGUCAUCGGGCUCAAAGUGGAGGGUCCGAAGAUCAGAAUUAGAGCUCUAGUCGACGGCGGAGGCGCUCAUGUGAAUACUGAAAAGAAAGACAAAGGUUGGUAGUGAAUCGAAUCCAUUCGAAGCAAAAGGGAUAGUGUGAUUGAUACCGAAAUAGAGAUGAGCCAAGUUUCAUCUCUUAGCUUCCGGCCUUAUUAUGGCUCUCUCAGUUUCUCAGUUAAUCGGACUUCCUCUUUUUGUCGCUUCAACCUCCCCUUCCGAUGCCCCACUACUAGUGGAUUGCGAGGCAACUCUUUGACUGGAGCACUGUCCCCUGAUAUGUGUCAAUUAACUGGUCUGUGGUACUUUGAUGUUAGAGGCAAUAACCUGACUGGCCCGGCGUCUUGUAUCAGAUCACCAAAAUCAAUCUUUACAAGGAUGGUAGGCAUGGAAAGGCUUGGGGAGUCGUUCAUAAGGAAGGUUUCAGGUGAAAAAGAAGCAGUUUUUUUUCGUAAUUUCAUUACUAUUGUAAUGUUUGGUGCUAUUGGUACAUUAGUGUCCUGCACCAUCAUAGCAUUUGGUACAUGAUCCUAGCAUUGACUGGUGAGAAAGGGUAUAAUUGAAUUGCAGUGUUUCUGUUUUGGCAUGUGUACCCCUCAGUGAACUAUUGAUCCAUAUGCAGCUGGAACUACAGAAAGAGAGCAAAAUGCUCCUACAGAAGCUUCUAAAGCUAGACUCCAAUGAGGCCAUGAGAGCAGCAAAGCUUGCAUAGCUAGACUUAAGUAAAUUUUUGGAUGUAUAUUGCUAGGAGACUAGUAUUAGAUGUACUCCUUUUGUAGAUGAAAGAUUACAUUUGCACAAUCUAUUUUGGUGCAUGAUGUGGAUUAUAACAAUUUCUUCUAUAUAUUGAUCAGCUACUGUUAAUUUGA